GGUAACGGAGCGCCUGGACGCGAGAGAAUGAGUGUUGUGGCAAAGUUGUAACUACCGAGGCGAUGUGGCUGGCGUGAGGUUUCUGUUUGGCGGGACACGAUAGGAUGGUGGGGUCAUGAGGAUGUGCAGCCGCGGUUCGGCCGCCAAAAGCAAAUCACCAGCCCUGGGACAGCGAUCAUCAUCGUCCACGAUCACCAGUGGUGACGGUACGGACAACGUAACCUCCUGCUGAUCACCAUGCUGAACGGUUCUGUAGACGGGGUGCUGAACACCUCCCUGGGGCCCACGAUGCCCGAGGGGCCCGGUCGUUUCUCCAUCCCCCAGAUGGUGGUGCUAGCUAUCGUAGCUGGCGCACUGAGUCUCGUCACAGUGGUGGGCAACUCCAUGGUGAUGAUCUCCUUCAAGAUCGACAAGCAGCUGCAGACGAUCAGCAACUACUUCCUGUUCAGCCUCGCAGUCGCGGACUUCGCAAUCGGCCUCAUCUCCAUGCCGCUGUUCACAGUGUACACCAUCUUCGGGUACUGGCCCCUAGGACCGCACAUCUGUGAUACGUGGCUCGCACUCGACUACCUGGCCAGCAACGCCUCCGUGCUGAACCUGCUCAUCAUCAGCUUCGACCGGUACUUCUCGGUCACGAGGCCGCUCACGUACAGGGCGAAGAGAACCACCAACAGGGCCGCCAUCAUGAUCGGAUGCGCGUGGGGCAUCUCCCUGCUGCUGUGGCCACCGUGGAUUUACUCGUGGCCGUACAUCGAGGGAGAGCGCACAGUUCCCGACCGUGAGUGCUACAUCCAGUUCAUCGAAACGAACCACUACAUCACAUUCGGGACAGCAAUCGCAGCGUUCUACGUCCCCGUGACGGUGAUGUGCAUCUUGUACUGGCGCAUCUGGAGGGAAACGGAGAAGCGGCAGAAGGAUCUGCCAAACCUUCAGGCCGGCAAGAAGGACAGCAGCAAACGGUCCAACUCCAGUGACGAGGCCAUGGACAUGGAGGACUGGAAGCGGUCCAGGAGUGAGUCCAGCACGGCGGCUGAUGAGCUCGAGUCAGCAUACUUGCCACACAAGAAGGCGAGGCCACUGACAUGGGCCUGGGUUCGAGACUGGUGCGUGGCGUGGUGGCAGUCGGGGCGUGAAGACGACAGCAUGGACCCGGACUACGAGGACACGCCGAGUGACAUGGGGUACGCGACGCCCGUGUCGGUGGAGACGCCGCUCCAGUCGAGUGUGUCGCGAUGCACCUCACUGAACGUGAUACGCGACCCCUACACCUCGGUCCAGCAGCAGCAGCAGACCCCCACCCGCCAGCACCACCUGCACCACUUCGACUCUCGCAGCCUGCCGGCCUCCAGCCGGCUCGCGGCGCGGUCCGUGUCCAGCGACUCGGUGUACACAAUACUCAUCCGACUGCCUCCGGACUCGGCCAGCUGCGAUGGGAGCGGAGCGGCGGAUCAGCCUUCAAUCAAAAUGAUAGCUGAUGACGGUGUGUCUCCCGGCGCUGUGUUGACGCCAAUCCGAGGCGGGGCUCAACGCUUUGCCGGGCGUGUGGACAGUGCCACCAGUAUGGGUAUGGACUAUAACCUGAGCCUUCACCCUGCGGGGGGGUUCCCCAAUUCUCCCGCUAUCACAAGACGGCCAUCUCAGAUGCCAGACAUUCGCAUACCGCUCAACGCUAAGAUCAUUCCCAAACAGUUAGCUAGUGGCUCAAAAGCACUUCUAGCUAAUGCUGGACCCAAACUGCAACAUCAGCAGAAAAAGAAGAAGAAGAUACAGGAGAAAAAAGCUGAUAAAAAAGCUGCAAAAACACUUUCAGCAAUUCUCCUUGCAUUCAUAAUCACGUGGACUCCGUAUAAUAUCCUGGUGCUUCUCAAGCCACUGACUGCCUGCACUGGCUGUAUUCCCCAAGAACUGUGGGAUUUCUUUUAUUACCUGUGUUACAUCAACAGCACAAUCAAUCCGCUCUGCUAUGCACUUUGCAAUGCUUCCUUCCGACAUACCUAUGUUCGGAUCCUCACUUGCAAGUGGCACAAUCGGAACAGGAGUGCCAUGAACAGGGCAUUUUACAAUUGAACAAAUGAGUGUUUGUUGCUGGAAGAAACAGGAUAGCACUGCUUUGAGUGCUAUUGUCACUGAACACCAUUCUACCAGUUGGUGGAGGGGUGAACCUUGCAGUGCAGGUCACCACAGCCCCUCAUGGCGCCACUGUCAGAUAUCUACUGGG
This is a messenger RNA of Cryptotermes secundus, 2218 nucleotides long. RefSeq names its product muscarinic acetylcholine receptor DM1 (gene mAChR-A). Gene Ontology annotation, cellular component: dendrite; plasma membrane; synapse. The transcript has 6 exons. The record is from RefSeq and is a predicted model, not a curated record. Lineage: Eukaryota; Metazoa; Arthropoda; Insecta; Blattodea; Kalotermitidae. Bases 238 to 2067 code for a protein of 609 amino acids. Gene Ontology annotation, biological process: adenylate cyclase-inhibiting G protein-coupled acetylcholine receptor signaling pathway; chemical synaptic transmission; G protein-coupled receptor signaling pathway, coupled to cyclic nucleotide second messenger. Gene Ontology annotation, molecular function: G protein-coupled serotonin receptor activity; G protein-coupled acetylcholine receptor activity.